This is a messenger RNA of Xyrauchen texanus (razorback sucker), 2648 nucleotides long. RefSeq names its product R-spondin-2-like. Bases 713 to 1459 code for a protein of 248 amino acids. The record is from RefSeq and is a predicted model, not a curated record. Lineage: Eukaryota; Metazoa; Chordata; Actinopteri; Cypriniformes; Catostomidae. The transcript has 5 exons.
GAGCAUUGCAGCACAUACCACCGUUACACAUCUCCGUGCACAUCAAGGGUUUAUUCUAAGGCUUUUGCAUCCAUGUGUUUUCUCAUUCUGUCUGGGGAGAUUUUUCCGACUGGGAUACAAAGGGACUUCUGAGAGACUAAACUUUUCUUGCGCCAGGGAUGCUGGAUGCUCCAAGUCCACUUUGGCACACGGAAGGAACUUGAUACAAGUUACUACUGUUUUUUUUUUUUGGGACUAGACUCACAUGUAUAUUCGCUUUGUGCAGCUACUUUCAAGGAAUCCAUCCCGUCCUAAGGGUUUUUGGAGAUGUCGCUAUAGUAGCCCAUUCAAUGUUGCGCUCGUUCAUUUGGACACUUGAGUAAAACUUAUUGUUAUUUGAAUAAAAUAGUUUCGCUUGCUUGCAUAUUGAUUCAGCAAGUUGUGUUAGUUACUCAGCGCACCUCGAGUUUAGAUAUUUGUCUCUUUCCUGACACGUCUCUGUGUGAAUAAACCCAUUUCGCACUCUCUACAUAAAAUGACAUUAACCGGUGGGGAGAAAUUGUGUUUUCUUUACCCGUCUAAUGUGUGACAUAACAGAGUCCGGACUCCUCAACUCCCCGCUCCUCUUUGGAAACAUAUACAUAUUAAAACAACAUAUACGGACCUCGCUGGCUCACGGCGAGUACCUUCGACGCUUUCUAACCUGAGUCGGGACCAACACACAGCCGCCCAGAUGCAGUUUCGAAUGUUCUCCUUUGCGCUCAUCGUGUUGAACUGUAUGGACUACAGCAACUGUCAGACGCAGCAGUCUCACCGCUGGAGAAGAAACAAAAGAGCUAGCUAUGGAGCGUACCCAAUCUGCAAAGGCUGCUCUGUGUGUUCGAAAGACAAUGGGUGUAUGAACUGCCAACCAAAGCUGUUCCUGUUUCUACGAAGGGAGAGGAUGAGGCAGUAUGGGGAGUGUCUCCACGCCUGUCCAUCAGGCUACUAUGGCGUGCGAGGGACAGAGAUUAACAUGUGCUCCAGGUGUAGGAUAGAUGACUGCGAGGCCUGUUUCAGCAAAGACUUCUGCACAAAGUGCAAACCUGGUUUUUACUUGCACAAGGGUCGUUGCUUCGACAAGUGUCCAGAGGGUUUUGCUCCCCUGGAAGAUAACAUGGAGUGUGGAGAGGGUUGCGAGGUGGGCCAGUGGAGUGAGUGGGGGUCCUGCACUAGAAGAAACAAAACCUGUGGCUUCAAGUGGGGGCUGGAGACCCGCACACGGCACAUUGUGAAAAAGCCUCCAAAGGACACAAUACUAUGUCCCACCAUUGCUGAGUCCAGGAGAUGCAAAAUGGCCAUGCGACAUUGCAGGGGAGGAGGUUCGGGGAAGGGGCACCGAACUAAAGAGCAGAAGAAGAAGUCCAACAAGCAGAGGCUGCACUUCCGGGCCCAGAACCAGCACAGUGACCACCUGGCCUCGGUCCGGGCUGGCCAGUAAAAAAAACUUUUCGAUGGAACAAAGACCACGAAGCUGCUAACCGAUGCUCUCCAUAAACCUACCCUGAUGAAAAUACACACACCCAAACAGUGUUAUUCACACUCAUGUGGUUACACUCCUCUCACACUGUCUCUCCAUGCCUCCUGCUGCUUCCCUCGCCAGUGACACGUCCCGCGACCCAUGACCCCACUGUGACAUCAUGGAACACUAUAGCAGCUGUUCAUAUAGCUCACAUCUCAUCCCAUAUAAAGAGGAAGAAGAGAGUCAAUUGAGCUGGAAGCACACUAAAGAAAGACCGGGCGUGGAGAUCGGAAGGUGUAGAAUGAGCACAGCGCUACGAAAGGAGAUAAAAGACAUGGACUGAAAGGAGAAGAAGAGACUAGAGAGCUAAUACAGGGGAUAAUCAAACUGUUAUAGCCCCAAGAAACAAGAAAGAAAGACUUAUCUGUAUUUAUGUAAAAUCAUUCCAUUCCCCUCCCUAAAAGGCUGAGUGCAUCAUGUAUAGCCUAUUUGGUCAAAUAGGUACUUUGUUUUUAAUAGAAAUGUUACAGAAACAAUGCAUAGUUGCAAAUUAAUUAUUCACUGCACAAAAUGUUUACGUCCAGACCGCUUUAUGCUUUAACUGUAUAUUGUGGAUAAGAAUCUUAGUUGUUCAACUAGCAUGGCCACAAACUCAUGUGUACAUAGUUGGUAAGUUUAUCUAAUAUCGGUAACAUUGAUGAUUAAUAAAAAAACAUUACGGUAUUUUCAGUAUUGACACCUUCAGCGUUUAAAUGUGUAAGAAAAGGUUUAUAAUACCAGCUAGAGUUGAAAUAAUAAGAUAAAAAAAAAGCUUAUUAUUGUAAGAAGAUAAUAAGAACAAAAAAGCUAAAUAGAUAAGCAUAGCCUCCACAUAGCUAUUACAUUUAUAUGGUAUAAAAUUGAUUUAUUUAUUAAUUUGUAUUAUUAUAAUUAUUAUUAUUUUGAUUAUGUUUGGUGAAAAUUAUGUCUUUGUACCUGAUACUCCUCAGUGCUAAAGUAUUCUGCAAACCACUUAUAACAAAUCAAAUAUCUCCAAAAGUGGAAACUGAUUGUCUGAUUUGCUGGUAAAUGUUCCUCAUUGUGUAAACUUGGUUUAAGCAUCCUGUAUUAUGUUGAUUACAGAUCCUGCAGCAGCUGAAGUAUAUUGUCAACUGAUUGAUAAUGUGUA